Molecule: messenger RNA, 3983 nt
Organism: Drosophila yakuba
Lineage: Eukaryota; Metazoa; Arthropoda; Insecta; Diptera; Drosophilidae
Exons: 1
Coding region: 15-1736 (573 amino acids)
Source: RefSeq, a predicted model, not a curated record
GCAGUCGCCUCAAAAUGCGGCUUACCUUAUACCUCGUACUUCUCAGUUCGAUUGGCACACGGAGUGCUUUCUUGAGCGACAUACUGAGGUCCCUCAAGAAGGAACUACACUUCCCAACAAUGCUCGUCGUGGGGGAUUCCACUGCGUGCUGGAACCUGGAGCCCUACGAAAACGAUGUUCCCAUCAUAAGCUGGAGGGGAAUGCGCAGCGCGUAUCUGAAAGAUACUUUCAACUCUGAGAUGCUAGCACUGGCGUGCUUGCAGAACAACAGCGAAGAUGCACUGAAGUCGCUGUACAGCAGUCUUGAGGGCAUCCGAGAUACUCCCACCGUACUCUUCGCAUCCUCGGAGGAGCAGAUACCUGAUCUAUUACUGCGGUGUUUCAGGGAAAACAUGCUGAAUGUGCUGGCACUUGUGGGCUCCAGCACAGAGUUCAUCUACAGCUACCAGCCAUUCCCGGCAUUCCGCGUUGUAAAACGAAAGGUGGAGGAAGUUCAUCGGUACUUCGUUCCACAGCUGGAGGAUCUUGGGGGGCAUACAGUAACUGCAGUACCUGGCAACGUGAUUCCACGCACAAUGUGGUACCGGAAUGCCGAGGGAGAGCGCCAGUUGGCCGGAUACGUGCACACCUUCAUACGCAACUAUGUGGACACCAUCAAUGCGACUCUGAAGAUCUCCUGGGACCUCGUGCCCGAGCAAGGUAUGAGGCACUUCACAGUGUUCCGGCUCUCAAAGAUACAGCACGUGGACAUUCCGAUGGGCAUCAUGGCCCUCUACAACGAGACAGGCAGCCAGGAAGUGCCCAUGGAGAUCUCCAGCUGGUUCCUCAUGUUGCCCAUGGAGUCCCCCGUUCCGCGAGCCGAACUCUUCGUCAAACUGGGCCUGGAGCGGCUGCUAGCCAUCAUGAUAGUUGUGGGUCUGGUGCUCGGCAAUGCCCAUCGGAUCGAGCUGGGAUUGAGACCCACCUGGCGCUGCUACUACCUGGCGGAUAAGAUGCUGCGAGGAGCCUUGGCACAGCCAAUUGUCCUUCCGAGGAGGCUCUCCCCCAAACUGAUGUUCAUCUAUUCGCUGCUCCUGCUGAGUGGGUUCUUCUUGAGCAACUACUACAUGGCCUACCUGACUAUGGGGCUCGUGCAUCCGCCGGCGGUUGAUCGCAUCCUAGAUUGGGAUCAGUUUCGCUUGCUGCAGCUGAAAGUGCUGGUCGUCCGCGAAGAGUUCGACUACAUGUCCUUGCUAAUGGGAGCGGACUUUAUGAAGGCCUACGGGGACAUAUUUCAGGUGUCGAACGAGACGGACUUCCAGAGGAGGCGCCUUUCCAUGGAUCCCUCCUACGCCUACCCUGUGAGCAACACCUUGUGGCCGUUCCUGGAGCUCUCCCAGGUGAGACUUUGGCGACCCCUGUUCCGACGAUCCUACGACAUGGUGCUCCAGCCGUUUCAAAUUAUGAAUAUGCCGCUGCCACGGAACUCCAUCUUCCGCAAGUCCCUGGUCCGAUAUGCUGCUCUCACCCGCGAAACCGGACUCUAUCCCUUCUGGUUCCGGCGCAGCUUCGACGAACUGGUGGCUCUCCGGAAGAUCUCGUACAAGGAGGAUGCGGGUAACCCGUACUGCGAUCUCAAGUGGACCGACUUUCAGUUCGUGUGGCUGGGCUUCCUGGCGGGAAGUGGCUUUAGCACCCUGGUGCUUCUCCUGGAGGUGGCUCACUACAAGUGGCAUUCGAGGAACGCCGCACUCUGAAUGGAUUACCAAUGAUGCUAGCUGUGGAGCUACCUUGCUCCAAGUCGAGUCCAAGUACCAAGUAGAUUGUGUAAUUAAAAACUCGCCAGGUCGCAAUUUCAAACACUUUUUGCAAAAGCAUUUUUAUUCAAGUUUCACAUGUCUCUGCUCACUGCAUCUUGAUUUUCAUCGUUAAAUGUUUUCCGUUUCUUGUUCAUUUUCAUUUUCAUUUUUCUUGUUCAUUUUACUUGUUUUCAUUUUCAUGUUCAUGUUCGAUUGUUUUUAGGUUUGUUAAUAAGUAGGUAUUCGUAAUAUGUUAUAAUUAGGAUUCGCUUCAAUGGAAUUACAUAUAUAAUGCAUAUAUUAUGCGCCAUCUGUGUCGCAAUCAUCUGUGCUCCUCGUGGUUCGCUAGUCAUUAAAAUGGGACUUUCCCAGCAAAGUUGCAAGCAAAAGGUCAAAUAAACUGGGUUCUCGUGAGGAGAAUGCAAUUCAAAUGCAGUUUGAAUGCAGUUCGAAUGCAGUUUGAAUGCAGUUUGAAUGCAGGUGUCGUGUGUCUCGUUAGCAAAGGUGCACAAUUGAGUAAACUUGGUGUGGAGUGUGUGUGGUUCGAUGGUGUGUUAUUAAUUAAUUUUGCAGGACUGAAUUAACAUUUGUUGUACUCUAAAAAUUUAGCACUAUAAAAGGGUUGUCCUUUGGGUUUUGUUUUCUUUUCUUUUGUUUCGUUUCUAGUUUUAUUUUGUUUUGUUUUUAGGUAAAUUCUGCAAAAGCAAUUACCAAAGAUGACGUCUCGAUUACAAUUAUAAUUUGUAAUUUGUAAUUUAUAAUUUAUAAUUUGUAAUAAUAAUAAGAAGUAUGUCGCAUUUGCUUGGCAAAGGAAAAUAAAUUUCAUUUCAUUUCUUUCUCUUUUUUGUUUGGUUUUGUACAUUACAUUUGUGUAAAUAUUAUUCAAUUGCGUAAUUGCGUAAUUUCUCCUGGUUGUCUUGUAAAUUCAUAUUGCAUAUGUUCUGUGUGAGUUACAGUGUUACCUUGCUACAGUGGAGGCCUAAUCCUACUUUUGUCCUGGAAACUAGAGUCGUAACCUCGAAAUGAAGUGAAGUGUAAUGGAAAUAAAUAUGGUCAAAUGAGGGUACGUUAGUACGUUAGUUAUGCCAUCCUAAAUAUUGCCAUCGUUAUAACUAUUUUAUGUCAUUUAAUUUCUCCUCUUUCUCUUUUUUCUGUUUUUGUGUGUGGUACUGUUUUAACUAUACAUUGUGUAUAUGUCUAGACGCAAAACUUGAAUCUUACAAAUUUCGACUGAGUUUAGCGUUAAUAAUUUUUCUCUCUCACAUCUAUUUGCUUUCGUUUUCUGUUCGGUUCGCGGAAACACUUUAAAAAUUAAGCUCAAUAAUCUUAAAUUAUUUAUGUAUCUGCUUUCAUUUGGGUUACACGCCUGCCUACAGAGUGCUUUGAAUUAUUCGAUCGAUCUUGCGAUUCAACUUCUGGCGAUCGUGCCUUGUAUCCAUAAUAUUAUUCAUAUUCUAAAAGAUUUCAAACAUUGCACUGUGUACACUUCUUGGAUUGGUUACAUUCAAUUAGUUUUUGUUUUGUUUUCAUUUUGUUUUUGUUCUUUUUACCUUACUGUCGUUACUGUCUGCGGUCCUGUUUGUGGUUUCACUUUAGUUUCUGCUACUUGAAACAAUGUACAAUAAUUACAAAAAUGUCUUGUAAUUGCUAAAAUUUUAAUACUCAUGUACUGUCCGCAGGAGUGGCGCUGGGCCCCUGCUACUUCCAUAUCUGAUCUUCCCAGCUUUCUAGCUCUUCAGCUGUCCAGCUCUGACCUAAUCCUCGUCCAGCUAAUCUGCGUCUACUAUAUAAAUUACGUGUAGGUUCGCUUUCGCAAUGGUUGCACUUGAUUUCCUCGUCAAAAGUAUUAGUUAUAGCGUAGGGUGUGGGUGUGUGAGUAUUAUAAACGCUUUUUAACUACAGCGUGUGGGUUUACUUUAGAUAUAUGUAUAUGUUUAUGUAUAUACGUGGAGUGGGUGCUUCACUUGUUAAUAGGGGUUACAUCAAUUGUAUUUUUUUCCGUUUUUCGAUUUUGUUUUUUGUCCUUUUUUUUGUUUUGUUUCUUGCUUUAGUUUUGUUUUAAUAUAUAUUAGGUAAGUGUAAAUAUUCAUAUGUUGCCCAGGACUUGCUGGGCGUAGCUCUAGUUGCGAUCGCACGAUCUAGACUUAAUGCCAAGGGGCCAGUGUGAAUGUUGGCCUGGUGUGGGUAAAUACAUUUCGAAAUACG